Messenger RNA from Penaeus monodon (black tiger shrimp), 1588 nucleotides. RefSeq names its product glutamate receptor ionotropic, kainate 2-like. Gene Ontology annotation, cellular component: membrane. Bases 162 to 1520 code for a protein of 452 amino acids. The transcript is spliced from 9 exons. NCBI's taxonomy places the organism in Eukaryota, Metazoa, Arthropoda, Malacostraca, Decapoda, Penaeidae. The record is from RefSeq and is a predicted model, not a curated record. Gene Ontology annotation, molecular function: ligand-gated monoatomic ion channel activity.
GUACGUAAUCCUUGGCCUGACCCUGGACGACCUGACCUCCCUGACCGAGACGACGAACGGCAGGAAGACUGAGCACAUCUUGGGCAUCAUCGAGCCUCCCUCAGACCGAGCACCCCGGCCAGUACCGCCUGUACGUGAGCCAGCUGUACUGGGGCCGCGGGAUGGGCCUCGCCACCACCUGGCGGCGCUCGGGGUUCACGCGGCGCGCCGACCUCUUCCCCGACAAGACGUCCGACCUGCGGGGGGCGGAGCUCAAGGUGGUGCAGUUCGAACUGCCGCCGCACAUCAUCUACGAGCGCGACGCGGGCGGCCUCCUCGCGCGUCGCUUCGGCCGCGACGUGGAGGUGGUGCGGGCGCUGGCGAAGGUCUUCGGGUUCACGCCGGUGUUCGUCGAGCCGCCCCCUGGCCAGCUGUGGGGCGACCGCCUGCCCAACGGCAGCUGGGACGGCAUCGUCGCCGUGCUCUACACCGGUAAGGCCGAUAUUGGCGUAGGAAACUUGUACGUGAGUGACCUUCACGACCGGAUGGAUUUCCAACACUACAGUGCACCGUAUGCUGUUGAGAGGAGCUGCUUCACGGCCAAGAUGGAGCCCCCGGUGCCCCGCUGGCGGUCGCUCGUCCUCCCUUACCAGACGGAGACGUGGCUGGCCUUCCUGGCGGCGCUCGCCGUCUGCGCCUGCGUCAUCUACCUCCUCUUCUUCCUGACUCGGUUUAGCGGAGGCAGCGAAGAGCACCAAAGCCUCCUGACGGCGGCGUCUUCGUUCCUGUACGCCGCGGGGAUGCACUUCCGGCAGCCGCAGUACCGCGUCCCCGCGAGGGACAGCACGCGCUCCUUCUUCCUCCUGCUGUGGUUCUACGCUAUCGUCCUCACCACCAGCUACAGCUCCAACCUGACGGCGUUCCUAACGAAGUCGAGGCAGCCGAAGGGCAUGGAGACCAUCAGGGAGCUGCGGGAGGCCAACCUGCCCAUCCUCUGCGUCAACUCGUUCUUUAAAGGGUCCAUGGUUCUGUCGGAGAAUAAGGACAUACAGGCACUAGCAGACCGCUACCGCGUCGUCCCGGGGUUCGAACAGGUAUACAAGCUGGUUCUGGCGGGCGAGGGCGUCAACAUCGAGAGCCGCAGCUACCUCGAGUACGUCGUGUCCACGCAGUUCACUACCCCCCAGGGCCGCCCCAGGAUGAGAAUCAUGAAGGAAUGCAUCUCCGUCAGCCACAUCGCGAUGGGUUUCGAGAUUUAUUCGCCUCUGAAGGCAAAAUUCAGCAAGGUCAUUAUGUGGAUGGUCGAGGGCGGCCUCAUUACCAACUGGUUCUUCGGGGCGAUUGAGCGCGCCAAGAAGAUACAAGAAGCGGAAAAAUCCCAAAUGAAAGGAAACCGCAGCCCAGUCGAGGAGGAGGUAGAAGCCAGGAGCGGUGACGCAAUCGCCCUGAGCAUUGACCACAUGCAAAGUAUUUUCUAUUUACUCAUCUUGGGGUAUCUGGCAUCUGCCUUUGUUUUUCUGAUAGAGGUCAUCAGAAGGUGAUUUUUUUUUCUGAUUUGUUUCUUGGUGACCUGAUGAUGGUCUUAUUGAUGGAUUAUUGGCGUGAGUUU